AUGGUUCCCCAAAAAGUCAAGCUAAAAUCCGAGAGGGAGAACUUUUUCCGAAACACCUCGGAAGUCCGUGAUGAAAUUAACAAGAAGAGACAAUCCAAAUUAGACGACUUUCUAGUCAUCGAAAUUGAUUUUGGAACCAUAUACUCAAGUGUGGCAUGGGCAACGGUGGAAGAUUUUGAGAGAGAUGAAAUUAACAUUAUCACCAAUUGGUCUAAUAACGGAAGAGAGGAACCGGAAGUCCCUACCGAACUGUUCUACGAGGAUGGAAAGGUGAGUUGGGGAUAUGAUAUCCCAGAGGGCGGUGACCCUGUGCGUUGUUUCAAGCUGCUGCUCUUACGCGACGAAGAUGUGGCUGAAGAGCAGCGUCAGUCUAAAGCUUUCUUCCGCGCCCGCAAAUUGAUGCGAGAGACGGGUAAAACGGCAACGGACUUGGUCGCAGAUUACCUCCGACUAUUGUGGCAGCAUACCGUGGAAACAAUCCACUUGAUUCAUAGCGAGUUAGACAUUUCUGCGCUCGCUUUUCAUGUUUUCAUUACUGUGCCUGCUAUAUGGAAGGACUAUGCGCGCAAGGCUAUGGAAAAGGCUGCAGAGAACGCUGGCAUUCUACAAGACCGUCCUAUUAGCCCCACGGCCCUCGCUUUCGUUCUGGAGUCAGAGGCAGCCGCUCUCGGAACACUCUGUAAAGUUGGCCAUAAGUAUGGCCUUGAGACCGAUGAUGUUUAUGUGAUAUGCAACGCUGGCGGACUCACUGUGGAGCUGAGCACAUAUCAAGUUGGAGAGUUGGAUCCAAUUGAGAUACAUGAAGCAGUGACAGGGACUGGUAAUUAG
Messenger RNA from Penicillium expansum, 828 nucleotides. RefSeq names its product Hsp70 family protein. Bases 1 to 828 code for a protein of 275 amino acids. The transcript has 3 exons. Lineage: Eukaryota; Fungi; Ascomycota; Eurotiomycetes; Eurotiales; Aspergillaceae. The record is from RefSeq and is a predicted model, not a curated record.